Messenger RNA from Hemisphaericaspora subhashii, 1845 nucleotides. RefSeq names its product methylenetetrahydrofolate reductase (NAD(P)H) (gene MET13). The transcript has a single exon. Bases 1 to 1845 code for a protein of 614 amino acids. Gene Ontology annotation, molecular function: FAD binding; methylenetetrahydrofolate reductase [NAD(P)H] activity. Gene Ontology annotation, biological process: tetrahydrofolate interconversion. The record is from RefSeq and is a predicted model, not a curated record. Gene Ontology annotation, cellular component: cytosol. NCBI's taxonomy places the organism in Eukaryota, Fungi, Ascomycota, Pichiomycetes, Serinales, Debaryomycetaceae.
AUGAAGAUAUCUAAGAAGUUAGAACAAGCUCAUUCAGGGCCACAUGCUCCUCCAGCAACGUUUUCAUUUGAAUUCUUUGUUCCAAAGACUUCUCAAGGGGUACAAAAUUUAUAUGAUAGAAUGGAUAGAAUGUAUGAUUUAAAUCCAGUAUUCAUAGAUAUUACUUGGAACGCAGGUGGAAGAUCUUCUAGUUUAACUAAUGAAAUGGUUUACACUGCUCAAUCUGCUUUAGGUUUAGAAACUUGUAUGCAUUUAACCUGUACUAAUAUGAAGGUCGAAUUAAUUGAUGAAGCUUUAGAUAAAGCGUUUAAAUCUGGUUGUCAAAAUAUUUUGGCAUUAAGAGGUGAUCCACCUUUGGAUGGAUCUGAAUCUACUGGAGAUUUCAAAUAUGCAAAGGAUUUAAUUGAAUAUAUUCGUAAGAAAUAUGGUGAUCAUUUUAAUAUUGGUGUUGCCGGUUAUCCUGAAGGACAUCCUGAAGAACAAAGCGCUACCAAAACUUUAGAAUAUUUAAAAGAUAAAUGUGAUGCUGGUGCUGAUUUCAUAAUUACUCAAAUGUUUUAUGAUGUUGAUAAUUUCAUUCAAUGGUGUUCAAAAGUACGUAAAGCUGGUAUUGAAAUUCCAAUUAUUCCUGGUAUUAUGCCAAUUUCAACUUAUGCUGCAUUUGUUAGAAGAGCUAAAUGGUCAGAAAUUGCUAUUCCUCCACAUUUCUUAGAAGCUUUAGAUCCAAUUAAAGACGAUGAUUAUUUAGUUAGAGAAAGAGGUACUGAAUUAGUAAGUGAUAUGUGUACUAAAUUAAUUGAAUCUGGAUUUGUUAAUCAUUUACAUUUUUAUACUAUGAAUUUAGAAAGAGCUACUGUUAUGAUUUUAGAAAAAUUGAAUCUUAUUGAAGCAGUCAAAUCUCAUGAUGUUGCAGGUGCAAGUGAAUUGCCUUGGAGAAAAUCUUUAAAUCCAGAAAGAUCAAAAGAAUCAAUUCGUCCAAUUUUCUGGCAAAAUAGAAAAUAUUCUUAUGUUACAAGAACUGCUACUUGGGAUGAAUUUCCAAAUGGUAGAUGGGGUGAUUCUAGAUCUCCAGCUUUUGGUGACAUUGAUUUAUGUGCUAGUGAAUUAUUAAGACAAUCUCCAAAGAGAGCUCUUGAAUUAUGGGGAACCCCACAAAAUUUGAAAGAUUUAUCUAACAUCAUUGUUAGUUACUUAAAGGGAGAUUUGAAGGCUUUACCUUGGUCUGAUGGUCCAGUUGGGGAUGAUACCAAGAUUAUUGUUGACGAUUUGGUUAGAUUAAAUGAACGUGGAUUCUUCACUAUGAAUUCUCAACCAGCUUUAAAUGCAAUUAAAUCUUCAGAAAAAGUAUUUGGUUGGGGUCCAAAGAAUGGUUAUGUUUAUCAAAAACAAUAUCUUGAAUUCUUCUGUCAUAAAGACUUAAUUCCAAAGUUAUUAUACAAGAUUGAUCAAUAUAAUUCUUCUCAGGGUGAUGCUUCAUGUUCUCUUAUUUCCUAUUAUGCAGUUGACAAGGAUGGGAACUUGACUACUAAUUGCAGAGAUGAUGAUAUUAAUGCAGUUACAUGGGGUGUCUUCCCAGGAGAAGAAAUCUUACAACCAACAAUUGUUGAAAAGACUUCAUUCUUAGCAUGGAAAGAUGAAGUUUAUCGAUUAUUCAUGGAAUGGGCUAAAGUUAUUGGAAGUUCAUUGGCUGGUGCUGAUUCCGAAAAAGCAGCCACUUUUGCUGAAUUGAUGACUACAUUCAGUAAUGAAUUUGUUUUGUGCAAUAUUGUCAACAACGAUUUCAUUGAUGAGAAUUCAACCAUCUUCAAAUUGAUUGAAGAAUUGGAAGUUUCAGAACUUGCUUGA